AUGCGAGCUGCCUUCGCCUCAGCGUCGCCGCGCUCGCUCGCGGCCUCGGCGCUGCGCCGCACCGCGCCGCUGCACACCGAGGCCCGCAUCAAGGAGCUCGGCCUGACUCUGCCGGCGGCGGGGACACCAAAGGCGAACUACACCAUCGCCUGCUGGGAGAGCCCCACGCGCCUCUACCUCUCCGGACAUCUUCCGAUCAAGCCGGACGGCAGCAUGGCGACGGUUAAUCAUUAA
Molecule: messenger RNA, 234 nt
Organism: Emiliania huxleyi CCMP1516
Lineage: Eukaryota; Haptophyta; Isochrysidales; Noelaerhabdaceae
Exons: 3
Coding region: 1-234 (77 amino acids)
Source: RefSeq, a predicted model, not a curated record